AGAGAGAGAGAGAGAGAGAGAGAGAGAGAGAGAGAGAGAGAGAGAGAGAGAGAGGAUGUCGUUCAAGAUUCCGUUCGGUGGUCUUUCCAGGAGCUCAAGCUCGCCGCGGACGUCUAUCGACGGGAGCUACCCCAACGUCCUGUUACACGGCAAGCUCCUAUUGACCGUCUCCCGCGCCAGAAAUGUCCCGAAGGUGGGAACAAUGGCGACGAAUCUCAUGAAGAGCUCUCUGGGUAUGUUUUCCAAGGUAAUGAACGUGGGAUCGAAACUCACCGAGGCCGUUGGCAAUCACAGCGAUCCGUAUGUUGUGGUUGACAUUGCCGGUGCUCGCGUUGCAAGAACCUGUGUCAUCAAUAACUGUGAAAAUCCUCAGUGGAAUGAGACUUUCAGCAUCUACGUGGCGCAUUUCACUGGGACCAUUGAUUUCACCAUCAAGGACCAGAACUUGAUUGGUGCUGGUGUCGUCGGCACCGUCCGUGUUCCCGUUGAAGCCUUGGCCGUUGCUAAUCAACCCAAGGGCGGAUCUUUCGAGAUUUUAAAAUCCGACGGCAGCAGCUAUCCGGGACGAUGCCUUGUUGAUGUCAGCUGUCAUUAUAAGCCUGCACAGAGUUUACCUGGGUGGUAUUUUGUCCCCCAUAUGGCGGGUCAAAUUGUCCCCGCCUUUGGGUACUUAAGGUCCGAUUCCGCGGCUGCGCCUGGUGUGCCGGGUACUUAUUUCCCCUUGAGGCGGGGUUGUCGUGUCACACUGUAUCAAGAUGCCCACGUGGCAGAUGGGGCCCUCCCGGAGAGCAUAAGGCUGGACGGUGGGAGAAUGUACACACACGGCAGGUGCUGGGAGGACAUCUGUGCCGCGAUUCAAGACGCUAAGUUCAUGAUUUAUAUAAUUGGGUGGUCGGUCUAUGACAAGAUCAAGCUGAUUAGGGACCCUAGAAGGCCGAUGGGUGAUGGGAGCCAGCUAACCCUGGGAGAAUUGUUGAAGAAAAAGGCGGGCGCCAAUGUCAGGGUACUGCUCAUGAUUUGGGACGAUAAUACAUCGAGGAACAAUGAGUACAUGAAACAAGGCGUGAUGAAUGUUCACGAUGAGGAGACCAAAGCCUAUUUCCGUCAUUCGGCUGUCAAGUGUGUGCUUGCUAAGCGAACGGCUGAUUCUAAUAUCUCAAUGAUUGGCAAAAUGAGCACUGCGAUCCAGUUUACGCAUCACCAGAAGGCGGUGCUCGUAGAUGUGGAUGACUACACCUUCCAGCGAAACGCGCCACCAGUGAACAUGCGACAGCUAACCCAUCGAAGGGUUGCCGCAUUUAUUGGUGGUAUCGACCUGUGCAAUGGAAGAUAUGACAAUCAGUCUCACCCUCUGUUUCACACGCUCCAUGUUCCUACGCACGGCGAAGACUACUACCAAGGGUGCAUUCCUUCUGCGACACUCGCUCAUGGUGGUCCUCGCCAGCCAUGGCACGACAUCCAUUGCCGGCUGGAAGGGCCUGCAGCAUACGACGUAUUGAAGAACUUCACGGAAAGGUGGGAAAAAUCAGCCCACCGAUUUGAUGACUCUCUCCUUGAGCUCAAGGACAUCCAAUAUGUUCUCUCCCCUGCCGAGGACUGCCCACGUGAAGGUGAUCCGAGGGUGAUGGUUACACAUGACUCGCAGCCGGACUCGUGGCACGUUCAGGUGUUCAGAUCCAUCGACUCUGGCUCUGUCAGGGGUUGGCCGACCAAUCAGGUUGAAGUACGGGCUCGUGGCUUGCUCAGCGGAAAGGGUGUCAUCAUCGAGAGAAGCGUACAGGAUGCAUACAUCAAUGCCAUUCGGUCCGCGCAGCACUUCGUAUAUAUUGAGAACCAGUACUUUAUGGGCAGUUCCUAUAUGUGGGCUACCAACAGGAGUGCAGGUUGUGACAACUUGAUACCUGCCGAAAUUGCGCUGAAGAUUGUGGACAAGAUCCGCCAGAAUGAGAGGUUCGCGGCGUACAUUGUCAUCCCAAUGUUUCCGGAGGGUGCACCUGACAGCGGUGUGGGCCAAACUCUUCUCUAUUGGCAGUACCAAACCAUCGAGAUGAUGUAUAAGCUCAUCAGGUCUGCGCUGAUUGAGACCGGGAAGACGAACUCUCAUCCUCAGGAGUACCUCAACUUCUUCUGUCUUGCGAAUCGAGAAGCGCCCGUACCAAAUGAGCCCAGAAGGACUACAGCCCCUCAGCCCAAUUCGCCUCUGGACCGGGCGUACCACAAUCGUCGAUUUAUGAUUUACGUGCACUCGAAGAUGAUGAUUGUCGACGACGAGUAUGUCAUUGUGGGAUCCGCGAACAUAAACCAACGGUCGAUGGAUGGAACGCGCGACACGGAGAUUGCGAUGGGUGCAUUCCAGCCACGAUACACAGUUUCCAGUUCGAAUGGAAGAACUCCUCGAUCGGAUGUAUACGGGUUCCGGUUGUCGCUGUGGGCGGAGCAUCUUGGCGGGCAUUUCAUGCCAGAGUUCAACGAGCCAUCUUCGUUGGAAUGCGUCAAUCGUGUGCGAGGGGCAGCAGCAGCCAAUUGGCAGGACUACAUGGCACCCAACAUUGUGAACAUGAGAGGGCAUCUUUGCCCCUACCCCAUCAGGGUGGAGAUGGAUGGAUCGGUCAGGACAUUGCCAGGGGUGGAAACAUUCCCUGACUUGGGCGGGAAGAUACUCGGUGGUACGGCGUUCCAUAUCCCUGAGAUUCUGACGACGUAGCUCUUCCUCCUACUCUGGUAUGUAUCCGAAGCUACCUUCCCUUGCAAUUGGAAGGUUGAAGGUUCAAGUCUGUUUUCCAAUGCUGUUGCCACAAGGUAUGUUGGCUGUUUUUCUGAGUAGCGGGUUCUUGCAGCAAGACAGGGGACGGGGCAAUGUUUUCUCCAGCUGUUUGAAGCUGUGGAGAAUCCAUAGCCACACAAGCCUUGGUCUUAUGGUGUUUCCAUUUCUACUAAUUUUCUAGUGUUUGCAGUGUCUUGCAGUAGCAGAUAGUCGGCAUCGGGAGAACACUAGGAGAGAUCUGUCUCGCCUAUCCUUGUUUUUCUUUUCUUUUUUGUUUCCGGGAAAUCAUGUAUUCGAUAAAUGAAGCGGAAAGUUUGGGCAUGCCUUCUCGAUAACCUCCAAAUUUAACAAUGACAUAUACUUCCUCGGAGACCCACCGAUGCAGUUUACCUGUUUCGAUGGCUAGCUAAGGUCAUACCCACAGGAAGGCUGUCCUUGAUCCUAUCCGACCUUUUUAUUAUGUCCAGAAUUCAAAAUGCAGUAGGGAAAAGUCCUAGUGUGAAUGUGACAUAAAAAGCAAUGCAUAUGCGCUCCCUUUAUGUGCACGUAGCAAACAUUAGGUGUAAAUUAUCGCCGUCCACCAUUUCCUUGUCCACGUGGCAAGCCGUUGCUGUGAUUGGUGUUGUUGGAACGGAAUGCGACAGUUCGAUAGUUGUACGUUUCUGCGAUACUUAUAGCGGUAUCCGUUCGAUUGCGCUGAAUCGGUGAAAGAAUGGAGCACAUGUGGUUGGCAGUUGCUGCCUCAAGCUGGGGAUUGUUGGUUGUAAUGAUGCAACACAAGUCACUCAACCUCUGCGUACUUCUAUAUUGUUGGUGUAUUACACCGCCAGUUCACCCGAAGCAGAAAAGGGCUGUUGCCAGUGUUCACGGUAAUAGCUUGUGGAUUUGGGCCUAGGCCGGCAGGGAACACGGCAGGCCCGCUUUGAAAAUACGCAGUCUCGGGCUCGGUACCCUUGGAAGGUAGCUUUGUCAACUUAGGCUCGUGUGAACUGGUGGUAUAUAACCGUUUUGAGGAGGCCAGUGAUUGCAUCGGCUCUGUGUUCAGGAGUCCAGGUGAUCAUUGUGUUGGUUGUCUGGCCGGCGACAUCGAGUAUCUUUGACCUACUAUCAGGACCUGCUUCCAUUAUGAGUACAGACAGCAGAAUUACCGACGUCUCUCGUUGGUCGGAACGACAGAGCGUGCAUCGAGUACGAUUUGACAUUUGGCCCUCUGGCACUCUUUUGUGUUUUCGUUUUUGGUAAACAGGUCUGGCGAGUCGGUGUGUCCCUCAAGAUGUCCACAGCAGUCAAUGAACGACGAAUUGGUUGGGUAAAUAUUAUUUACUAAGAAGAUCACAAUAUGUGGAGGUGAGUUCCUCAGGGAAGGCUUUGGCAAAAAUAACUUACUCAACGCAGUGUUGAGAUACUCUUUGACUGUGGGCACUGUUUGUGUUUUAUAGCUUGGAUUGGGCGGAAACUUCGCCGGAAAGUGACAAAUCAUCAUGGGAGAACACAAAAUUCGCGAAUGAAGGAAGCUCUUCUCAGGGCAGGCUCUGAUAAAACAGGGAACUUUCUCGUGCGCUGAUUGUUGCAUUGUGAUAGUUUUCACUGAUGACAGUUUGUCACUGUGCACCUCUUCUGAGGGCAGGCUCUGACAAAACACAGACCUUCCUCGUGCGCUGAUUGUUGCAUUGUGAUAGUUUUCACUGUUGGCAGUUUGUCACUGUGCGUUAGAUCGUGAACGGUGCUCGUGACGACAUACACUUUCAGGGGAGAGGUCGAGGAUCGAAGCCACUGGACCAUGUGAUGCGGUGCGUGUGUUACGAGUGAAAUGCAGUGUCCUUCUUCUUGUAGUUUGGACAUCCAUCAUGCUCUGAAUUUUGGACUUCGUUUUAUCUCAAGUUAUUUUUCAUCAUUUGGUAUGGGAGUUCAGAUUUUCUAAUAAAGAGAUUGGCGUUAU
This is a messenger RNA of Chara braunii, 4703 nucleotides long. Lineage: Eukaryota; Viridiplantae; Streptophyta; Charophyceae; Charales; Characeae. The record is from the annotation of a GenBank genome assembly.